Molecule: messenger RNA, 4662 nt
Organism: Oenanthe melanoleuca
Lineage: Eukaryota; Metazoa; Chordata; Aves; Passeriformes; Muscicapidae
Product: thiamine transporter 2-like
Exons: 6
Coding region: 132-1613 (493 amino acids)
Biological process (GO): transmembrane transport; vitamin transport
Cellular component (GO): plasma membrane
Molecular function (GO): thiamine transmembrane transporter activity
Source: RefSeq, a predicted model, not a curated record
ACCCAAACAGAGUCCAGUAGCUGCAAUACACACGGGACAGCCAGAAGUAAGACUGGGAACACUAAAAGGAGGCUUUUCCCUUGGAAGUAAGAAAGGAAGAGCUCCUGCACAAAAGCUUUGCUGCAGAGGCCAUGGGCUGCUGGAAGCGAGAGAAAACCAACACCUGGGCUUUUCCCACCUUGAUCCUCUGCCUCUAUGGAUUCUUCUACAUGAUGAAACCAUCAGAACCUUUCCUAACACCCUAUCUAACGGGACCAGAUAAAAACCUGACCAUAGAUGAGGUUACCAACCAGAUUUUUCCAGUUUGGACAUACUCCUACCUGGCUCUCCUCUUCCCAGUGUUCCUGCUCACAGACUACGUGCGCUACAAGCCCGUGCUGCUCCUGCAGGGCACCAGCCUCAUCGUCACCUGGCUCCUGCUGCUCUUUGCACACGGAGUGGUGGCCAUGCAGCUGGUGGAAUUCUUCUACGGCAUGGUCACAGCCACCGAGGUGGCCUAUUACGCCUACAUCUACAGCGUGGUCAGCACCCAGCACUACCAGAGGGUCACCAGCUACUGCAGGAGUGUCACUCUGGCGGCAGCCACCGUGGCCGCCGUGCUGGGACAGCUGCUGGUGUCCUUAGCACACGUCUCCUACUUCUACCUCAACGCCAUGACCUUGGCUUCCGUGUCCCUGGCGUUCCUGUGCGCGUUCUUCCUGCCCAUGCCCCAGAGGAGCAUGUUCUUCCACAGGAAAGGCGCCCCCGAGCCUCUGCCAGGGCCUGCCAAAGGGCUGGCUGCGGGCACUGCCCACGGGCCCCCGAGCCGCCCGCAGGAAAGGAGCCCCGAUGCUGCUGCCAGGGGCCCGAGCCCCCAGCCCCGGGCUGGCAGUGCCAGGCCCCAGGGGCACAUGCUCAGCGUGCUGCUGCAGCUGGCCAGGGACCUGAGGGAUUGCUACGGCUCCCGCAAACUCCUCUACUGGUCCCUGUGGUGGGCUCUGGCCACGGCCGGCUUUAACCAGGUGGUGAAUUAUGUCCAGGUGCUGUGGGACUGGCGAGCCCCCUCCCACAGCUCUGCAGUGUACAACGGAGCUGUCGAAGCAAUAGCAACGUUCCUGAGCUCAGUAACAUCUUUCCUAGUACAAUAUAUGAAGAUUAACUGGGACCAUUUUGGAGAACUGGCCUUAGGGAUCUUCUCUGCAAUAGAUGCGGGUUGUCUGUUUCUCAUGCACUUCUCUACCAACAUCUGGGCAUGUUAUGCUGGAUAUCUCAUUUUCAAGGCAUGCUAUGUGCUCCUUCUGACAAUUGCAACGUUCCAGAUCGCUGUCAAUCUGAGCAUGGAACGUUAUGCCCUGAUUUUUGGAUUCAAUAACUUCAUUGCCCUACUGAUUCAGACCAUUCUCACAAUACUUGUUGUAGAUUCAAGAGGCCUAGGACUGGACGUAGUGACUCAAUUUUUAAUUUAUGGCUGCUACUUCGCAAUCAUACAUGGGAUUUUCAUGAUCAGAAGCAUUUGUGUGCUGGUCUCAUGCAAAUGCCAAAGGAAAAUAGUGAGAUCUUGCACAGAGCAGCUGAACCAGGCUGAGCACGAGUCAAGAGAGCAGAUUGUCACAAGCUACAUGACACGGCUGUAGGAGGCAGGCAGGCUGGAGAAGGGCUUCUCCUGGGAGAAGGGCUCCCAGCAGGGAAGAAGAGCAGCAUGCAGGGAAGAGCAGUGCAAGAAGAACGUUCAACUCAGCCCUGAACAGCUCGCUGAAUCAUUCCAUCAUUUCAGCACAACAUAUGCCAGCAGAGAGCUCUCCAGAAUGACACUGUGCCAAGAAUAAAAGAUAAGUUGCUUUAGAUUCUUAUUUACACAUGUAUAAAGAGCUCAAGGACAAUAAUUUAUACACAGAAUCUGAGCAACCACCUCUGUAUCUCCCCAUGCAUGAUGGCAGAGAGCAGAGUUCACCCUGCCUUGCUCAUUGUAGCUCCUCAAUGUGGUGCUGCAAAAGCUGCUUCUCACAUUUGUUGAUGUAGUGGCUGAAGGUCUGACUCCUCUUUGCACAACCUUUGUUCUGAACCAAGGAAGAAAAGAUCAUGUUUGCAUCAUUCUAUUCUUUCAUACCCAGUACAGGCAGAUGGGGGACAGGCUCCUCCUGUCUCAUCCCACACAGGCUGCAAAAAGCAGGGCUUGCACAACCCAUCCCAGGAGCUUCACUGCAGCACUGCUACGUCACAGUUGUUGCUUGGCCCACAUUUGAGAGCUACAAACCCUGUGCUGACUUCACGCAGCCUCUGCUGAGAAGGAAUAAUUUCAGAGUCCAAGCAAAAUGCAAGAGCACAACUCCUUUGCUUGUGCUUCCAGUAGAAUUAAAUUCAGGACUGACUAUCUUCCUCUCAGCAGGAAAUAAUGUGAAGGGGCUUAAGUAGCACAGACUAAAACCAGAGAAGGACAUUGUGGAGAAAUAUAGCUGAUUCCACACAGGAAAAUUCCAGAUUAACAGGAAUAUCCAAGAAGAUUUAUAACUGAAACAAACAGUGAGCAUCAUGUGCACUUUUGAGUGCCUCUGAUCUUGGCCAAGAAUUUGACAGGAUCAGCAUCUCGGAGUUUGUCGAGAAGCUUCAAAUCCUACAGCUAAUUUAGUCCAAAAGACAGCCCAGGAGAAGAAAAAAGAGACUAGAAAUGAGUUUGCAUAGUAAAUGUCUAAUUUAAUAUGAACUAUAUCCAUAUGCUGAAGUUAUUUCUGUACUGCUGUUUGCUUCUAGCUUCCAAUAUCCACAUCUAACUAAUAAAAAACAGUUAGCAUUUACAGAAUGAUAUUUUUCCUGUAAGGACACAAGCUAUCAUUUGUACAGACAUACCAGCUCUUCAUACCACUGUCAUACACUGCAACUAGACAAAGUGCCCAGAGGCAAGGGCAGGCAGGACAGAAGCAAUUUUUUUUUCAAGUCACAAGAAGAAGUAGUAGGAUCUGACAAAAUGAACCUGGCUAAUUUUUUUUGGCUUUUUGUUUACUACUGUGCAUUGUGAGGACAUUGUUGUAAACUGGCUCUAAGCAGAACAGUUUAACCAAUGCAGUCAUAAAAGUGAAAGAUGUACUUAGUCUCCAGUGAAAGUUCUUUUCUUACUGCAGAACUGAGGGCAUGAUGCUCCUGCCUGAACAAACAGGGACAGAAUCCAGGAGAGCAAGGACUAUAUUUUUUCAUUCUUCCUUGUGAGUAGCACUCUUCUUUUGAGGCACUCAAUUUAGAACUAGAUGUCAGUCCUGAACUAGAAGUUAACAAGAGUUUGUGUUUAAAUUAAAAGAUUAAUAUUUUCAGCUCCAUUCUUAUGCUCUGGCUAGAGCUAACUGCUCUGUCUGUAGGAUGCCACUGAAAAGAAAAUAACAAGCAGACACGAUGUAUUUGGCUUGCAGCUUUAGAAAAAACCAUCUUCAGAAAACAGAUAAAACUUGAAAUAAAAAAGAAUCCAGUCCUAUUCUCUCUAAUCUCCAAAAUAAUUAUUCUGAGGUUGGAAGCUGGCAGGAAGCAUUAUGGGGAAAAUAGGGGAGGAAGAAGGCAGCUCUUAGGAGUGUAAGAGAAAAAAGACAAGGCCUUGUGUUAUCCUGGGUUUCUAGCUGCAAAGCAGAACUCCCCCAGCAAUCAGAGGUUUCUAAAAGAGUAAGAUGUACACGUGUACCUGUUUGUGUACCUACAAACACACACGCUGGAGAGGAAAUAGUUGAGACUUGACAGGUUACCAGGAGGCUGGAACCACAGGCUGCUUAGUUCUGUGGGAAAAGGAAAUUCUCAUCACAUCCACUUCUCCUAGCAGCUUUUAGUAUUGUUUGCCUUUGUUCCAGUAAGUUAAAGGUUUCCAUGCAAACAUGGAACUCCAGAGCUGGGCACAUUCCUCCCCAUAGCUGAAACCCCCUCUAAAUACACCACUAAUUACCUUUGAAACAUUAGUGGGUUUGGGCACAAAUCUUCCAUGAAGACACAGUCCAGCAAGCUGAUAAAGGCCAUUUGAGCAAACAUGGAAGGAAUAAACAGUGUGUUUGUAUUCAAAGCAAGCAGGUAUUGCCCAAGCACUGUGUGAGCUACCAGAGAAAAACAUGAGCCAGCAGCCCUGUCAGCCCCUGCCCAGCAGCACCUUCCCUUCCCAAGGUUCUUUCCCUGCCUCAGAAGCCCUUGGCCAGGGAAGAGGAUGAAGGGCAGAGGCAGGCCCAGCUCCCCUGAGCACUUGCCUGCCUGGUUGCAGCACAUACUUGAGCACUGAGGGAACCUUCCAUGCCUGCAGGACCAGAGCAGGCUCUGUUAAUCUCUCAAAGGGCCCGUCCUGCAGGGCCUCAGCAUCUGCUCCAAGAGUCAAUAUAUGUCCUACCAACAGGCUUCAGGGUGAACUCCACCCUCUGAUGAGCCUCAUAAGAUAUAGGCAGUACAAUCUAAAAAAAAAAAAAAAAAAAAAAAAGGGGGGGGUACAGGAAAGCAAAGCAGCAGCAUUUCUCUGAAGCAAGCCUGUUAAUUUUUUACCUUAGAUUUAAUUUCAUCCAUUUGUCCUUAAAUGACACAUCUGCCCCUAUACAGAAGUAAUUCCUGGCCAACUAAUAGUAGGAAGCAUUUGAUGUCCUACCUCCCAAAGCCCCAGCAAAGCCAGGACAGUCAGAGCAGACCUCACAAGCCCAGAGGUCUCUGUGCUAUGCAUGUGACAGGGACACUGUU